Molecule: messenger RNA, 377 nt
Organism: Peromyscus maniculatus bairdii (prairie deer mouse)
Lineage: Eukaryota; Metazoa; Chordata; Mammalia; Rodentia; Cricetidae
Source: RefSeq, a predicted model, not a curated record
CCGGUCUGCAGCAGCCCACAUGCGCUAUGUCGCCUCUUAUUUGCUUGCUGCCCUUGGGGGCAACUCCUCUCCUAGCGCCAAAGACACAAAGAAGACACUAGACAGCAUGGUUAUCAAGGUGGACGAUUACUGGCUCAACAAGGUCAUCAGAGAACUGAAUGGAAAUAACAUUGAGUAUGUCAUCACCCAGGGCGUUGGCAGACUUGCCAGUGUGCCUGCUGGUGGGAAUGUGGCUGUUUCUGCUGCCCCUGGCUCUGCAGCUCCUGCUGCUGGUUCUGCCCCUGCUGCAGCAGAGGAGAAGAAAGACGAGGAGAAAAAGGAGGAGUCCUAGGAGUCAGAUGAUGACAUGGGAUUUGGCUUGUUUGAUCAAAUUCUGG